AUUUAUAUAUGUUAUUUAUUAAGGGCAUAAACGAUAUUAACCUGUCUAAAUUUUAACGUGAGAGCUCGAAUGUAAAAAUCACUUCACAAUUCUUUAUACACUAUAUUCAUUAUUAAUAAAUAAAUCUUAAAAAUCACUCAAUAUUCUUUUUUAAAUUAUAUAAAAUUAAGAAUUUUACUUGAUUAACAUUUAGUUGUUUUUUUAACUUUUUAUUACAAGAUAUAUUUUGGAUAACAACACAAUAUUUAUAGGAAUUGUUUUUUUUUUAUAAUAUAUUUUAAGAUUUGGAUACUUUUACUAUUAAUAAUUUUAAACACUUAUCUGAUAAAAUAAAUUUGAAAUUCGUUUUUAUUUUUGAUUAAUUUAUUAAUUUAUAUAUUUUAUUCAUUAAAGACACACACAAUAUUAAUCAGUCUAACUUUUAACGUGAGUGUCCGAAUGCGAAAAAUCACUUCGCAAAUAAUAGUAUAGAUUACUUGAUAUUUGACCAUGACAUGUUAAUUUGGUAUAAUAAAAUAAACCAGUCAUAAUUUUAAUUGGCUUGUUUUGAAUUGACUAAUUGUUUUGAUUAACUUUUCUUUUCUCACAUAGAUCUAUUUUUUUAUUUUAGGAUGUGAAUAUCAUUAUUGUACAUUACAAAGUCACUAUAAAUAUAUCUAUAUUCGAAUUGAUUUUUCGCAACGAAUCUCUGGCAUUAAAUUCUAUAGCAGUUAAUAUCAAUAUCAUCCUUAAUGAAUUUUUAUAUUUAAUUUACUAUAUAAAUAAAGCGAAAUUUAUAUUAACGAUAUCAUAUUUAUCUGUUAUAUAAGAUAACUGAUGAUAACUAAAUAUCAUAAAUUGUCAAAAAAACAUAUUUGGAAAAGUAAGAUAAUUCUUAUAUAUAUUGUGUUAUUAUCUAGAAAUAAUAUUUUAUAUUAUAAUUUUUUGAAAAAAUUUAAACGUUUUACAAUCAAAUACUAAUCAAGCAAAAUAUUUGUAUAAAGAUGUUUUCUAAAAUAUUUUUAAUUUUUAUAAGAACAUAAAUAGUAAUUUAUUAUGCUGAUUUUUUGAAUUAAUAAAAUAUAAACUAAUAAGUUGGAUAAAAAUUCUAUAAUUUAAAAACUGUGUUAGUCAAAAAAAAAUCUAGUAAUAAAAGUUUUCACUUAGCUAAAGAGUUAUGGAUUUAAUUGUUUUUGCGUUGACUGUUGACUAGAUGAAUACAGAAACAUACUUAUUUGCUUCAGAGUUAUUCUAACUCAUCAGUACCGGAAAUAACAUGGCAAAGCCUUCGCCGGUGAAGAUACCAACCACAACUCUAGAUGACUAUGCCCACAGUCCAUUCCAUUACGCCGUCGUUUUAGGAGACCACGCAGGUUUAACCUGUCUCGUCUCGUCCUUGCCUAAACUAACCGAGCCGGAACAAAUCCACACGGAGUCCGACUCGAUAAGCCAAGAGCGAGUCGCCGAGAUAAUCUCCGCCGUCAUCGACCGCCGCGACGUUCCGUUCCGAGAAACGCCUCUCCAUCUAGCGGUGCGCAUCGGCGACGUUUUCGCCGUGAAGACGAUAUCCUCCGCCGGCGCUGAUGCCGCGCUUCGGAACGUCGCCGGCGGGAACGCCUUGGACGAGGCGGUUUGCCGCGGGAACGCCGAGAUCACGGAGAUUAUUCUCCGGCAUCAGCGGCGUUCGGGUUGGUGCAAGUGGAGACGGAGGCUGCCGUGUCUGAUCGCGGUUCUUGGCCGCAUGAGAGACUUCUACAUGGAGAUAUCUAUCAGCUUCGAGAGCUUCGUGAUCCCGUUCUUCGGGAAGGUCGCUCCUUCCGAUACUUACAGGAUAUGGAAACAAGGCGGAGAUCUACGCGCUGAUAUGUCGUUAACCGGGUUCGACCGGUUUAAAAUUCGACGCGCGAACCAGAGCUUUCUUUUCUUAAGUGACGAUGACGUGUCUAGUAGUCCCGGUACGUUGCUUGUGUUGAACAGAGAAGAGAAAACGAUACUAAACGCGUUUGAAAACGCGGGUGAGACGGUUAGCGAGAGAGAGAUGGAUGUUACGAAAGCAGAGGUUGUUGUAAUGAAGAACUGGCGAGGGAAAGAGAAGGUUGAGACCGUUGGAGAGUGGAAAGCGAAACGUUACGAGAUCAAGAACGUGAGUUUCAGUUUAAAGUCGCCGAAAGUUGUCGUCGCCGCCGGAGAAAUAGAGCAGAACUCGCCUUCGUUAAUGAGGCAGCUCAGUUGUACUAACGUGGAGGAUAAAGAAUUUGAGCCGUCGUCGUCGUCUUCUCAGAGGAGGAGAAAGUCGGUUUCUUUACCGGUGGCGGCUUCUGUUCCAAGGAUCAAAGAGAAGGAGACUGUAAAGAGCUUGAGUCCUUCGGUUUGGUUAACGAAUGAUUUUCCUUUGACGACGGAGGAGCUGCUUCCGGUUCUUGAUAUUUUAGCCAUUAAUGUUGAAGCCGUUCGGAGAAUGACGGAGCUGCUCACCGUUAAGUUCCCGGCGGGAACUUUCCCGGUAAAGAUGUCGAUACCGGUGAUCCCAACGGUGAAGGUAGUCAUAACAUUCAGCAAGUUCGUGGCUCUCCAGUCGAUGGAUCAGUUCUACACACCAGUGUCAAGCCCGAGCCACAUCUCAGCUGGAGUCGAAGACCAAUGCGACGUGGAAUCCGAUACAAGAACCUCAACUUCAAGGCGAUCAUUUUCAACACCCUCUUGGCUGAGACUGAAGGCUACCAAGAAAAGCUUACAGCGACGGUUGAAGAAGGAGCAGGCACAAAUGGUGGAUCCAUUUGCAAUACCAGCAGGGUAUAAGUGGACGAGCAAGUCAGACUAAUCAGGUAAUCGAACUACUUGGGCUGUAUGUUUUAAUGGGCUAAUGUUAUAGAUGAUUAAUACUAUGUGUUUCAUUUUGUUGUUGUUGUAAACUCGUCAACCAUGAAGAAUGGAUCCAUUUUGUUGUUCUUGAUCACCUAACUCUCGUUGAUGAGUAGUGUUAAGUUGUUAUCUUCCAUGAUAAUAGUAAGUGGAGUUCCAAUUAUAAAUAUAUAUAGCCAAAGCAUAGAGUAAAAUAAUUGAUCUGAACGCAAACGUUACAUGGGUUUUUUUGGGGUCUAAAGCUCACAUUAAAAUUUACGUUAAUCUUUGCAUUUUCUUUGUAUGCC
Molecule: messenger RNA, 3128 nt
Organism: Brassica napus (rape)
Lineage: Eukaryota; Viridiplantae; Streptophyta; Magnoliopsida; Brassicales; Brassicaceae
Product: ankyrin repeat domain-containing protein 13C-like
Exons: 3
Coding region: 1256-2800 (514 amino acids)
Cellular component (GO): cytoplasm
Molecular function (GO): protein binding
Source: RefSeq, a predicted model, not a curated record